CCCUGCUGAUAACGGUACUGGCACAGAAAUAGAUGGUAUGCUAAUGAAAAAGAAAUUUAAAUCUCUCAAGAAUAUACGGCAUCAGGGAGAUCAAGAGGUAAUAUCUAGGAACUCAGAUGUUUGGAAUUCGAAUCCCAACUCCAAAGAAGAUGGCGGUAGACUUUGGUUCCGACUGAAGAAUGACAAUCUCUUCAGGAAGAAAUAUACAUUGACAAUGGCAUAUAUUGGGUCCUUCCUCACUCUGGGGUGGGUGGAGGGUCAAUUUGGACCCACAUUUCCAGAACUUCGAUUCAUUGUCCACACAACCUUGGAGAGGGGGUCCCUAUUCUUCACAAUGACAACAGUUGGAUAUCUUCUUGGAGCUGUUGUUAUGGGGUACCUGUUUGAUAAACGGAUUUUGGACAGAAACCUUCUAAUGUUUUUACUCAUAGCCGGAUAUGGCGUCACUAUCGCCAUCAUACCUUGGUGCAGUCUAUAUGAGUUUAUGGUCAUUAUUCAUGUCGUAAAGGGGACAUUUGGUGGCGGGCUUGACACAUGUGGGAACGCCGGACUCGUGGUGAUAUGGGGUAGCGGGGGUGACGCCUACUUCAGCGCUCUACACUUUGCAUUUGCUCUUGGUGCAAUCAUAGCUCCUUUGGCAACUGCGCCUUAUCUGAUGCCACGUGAUGAUAGCGUGUUCGAUACCACACACAACAGGACCCACGGAUUCCUAAAUUCAACAACCAAAAAUCAUUCUUACGUUAGUAUUGUAGGGGAUGUGAAUAAUCAAACUAAUUCAAAUCUUACACACACGUCUCCGGGGAAUCACGCAUCAAUGGUUUACAUUCCAUACACUGUUACAAUGGCGCUUUGUAUUCUUACGUCACUUCCGUUUCUCGUGUUCUUCCUUGUUUCACUACAGAAAUCGUUGGAAAGGGAAAAGGUAAACGAGAUCCAAAAUAAAGGCAAAACACAAAGGCGUCUAAGAAUUAUGGGAUUCAUCACCAUGGCUAUUUAUGUAGCGAUAUAUGUAGCAGUUGUGAAAACUUUCUCAGGGUUCCUAACGACGUUCGCUAUGUCAGAGUUACACUGGACAAAUUUGCAAGGGAGCUACAUCACUUCCAGUCAGUGGGGAGCAUUUGCCACUGGGCGAUUUUUAGGAAUUUUCUUCGUGCAAAUUUUCAGUCCUGGACGAAUGAUAUUCGUAUUUAAUUUCAUGAUGUUAAUAUCUCUGCUUGGCUUUUUGAUUGCUUCUCUUUAUGACGUCAUAAUUGGCGUUUGGAUAUUCGCCGUGUUAGCAGGUUUCUCGAUGUCAAUUAUCUUCCCUGUUGCUUUGAUGUGGACAGAGCAGAAUUUUUUACGAGUGACGGGGAAAAUAGCCUCUAUUUUUCUGGUUUCUGCUUCGGUUGGAUUUCUAGUGAACCCCCCUCUGUUAGGGACAUUAAUGGACACGUUUACUCCAAUGUGGUUUUGUUACUUGUUGUUCGCAGAGACAAUCUUAUUAAGUUUGCUCUAUUUCGCGGGCUUGUAUACAGCUACACGGAUUAGGAGAGGAAAAUCGAUCGCUGCGGAAGUCGAACUAACUGUUUUGAAGGAAAAGACGGAGACAUGAAAAGCUUUAUAAUGUUAGUCAUCUAUCUGAUUAUAUAUAAACUCUAAACACUUUGUACCGUGUUACCGGUCUUCUUCAGUCCUGUCUAUCUCUCAUAGCAACGUAACGCAAGACUAC
Molecule: messenger RNA, 1708 nt
Organism: Ostrea edulis (European flat oyster)
Lineage: Eukaryota; Metazoa; Mollusca; Bivalvia; Ostreida; Ostreidae
Product: sodium-dependent glucose transporter 1-like
Exons: 3
Coding region: 38-1591 (517 amino acids)
Source: RefSeq, a predicted model, not a curated record